Jaculus jaculus (lesser Egyptian jerboa) is the source of this 379-nucleotide messenger RNA. Its product is annotated as dolichyl-diphosphooligosaccharide--protein glycosyltransferase subunit 4-like. Gene Ontology annotation, cellular component: oligosaccharyltransferase complex. The transcript has a single exon. The record is from RefSeq and is a predicted model, not a curated record. Lineage: Eukaryota; Metazoa; Chordata; Mammalia; Rodentia; Dipodidae. Bases 38 to 229 code for a protein of 63 amino acids.
GCGCCGGCAGCUGUGGAGUCGAAGGGAGCUGGUCCGGAUGAUCACCGAUGAGCAGCUCGUCAUCUUCGCCGACAUGCUGGGCGUGUCGCUUUUCUUGCUUGUAGUUCUCUCCCACUACGUGGCAGUCAACAAUCCCGAGAAGCAGGAAUCAAUGUGGCGCUUUCUCUGCCCCAGGGUUCCAAGACCUAGUCUGAGGCAAGAUGGAGGGUGUGAGGGGCCUUCACACUAAACUUCAUCUCUCCUACCCAUCACAGCACAUAAAGCAACUACACCUGGAUUUUUCCAAACAACUUUUAUUUCCUCAAAAGUCUUCCUUAAACCUGUGGAACAAGAAGCUGCCAAUGAAUAGGGCCCAGUAUAAGGGCUACUUUCUUCUCUA